Messenger RNA from Episyrphus balteatus (marmalade hoverfly), 2934 nucleotides. It is a transcript of the gene Prp6, whose product is annotated as pre-mRNA-processing factor 6. Gene Ontology annotation, biological process: mRNA splicing, via spliceosome; spliceosomal tri-snRNP complex assembly. Gene Ontology annotation, molecular function: protein binding. Lineage: Eukaryota; Metazoa; Arthropoda; Insecta; Diptera; Syrphidae. Gene Ontology annotation, cellular component: U4/U6 x U5 tri-snRNP complex; catalytic step 2 spliceosome. The record is from RefSeq and is a predicted model, not a curated record. Bases 105 to 2900 code for a protein of 931 amino acids. The transcript has 4 exons.
AUUUUCUAGACAACAAUUUUAUUUUUUUUAAUCAACACACGUCUCAAAAAUAUAAAUAAAAAAUAGCAUUAAAUUCUUCAAAAUAAACUAAAAUAUCAAUUAAAAUGUCUAACAUAACAGCGGCCGUAAUAGCAAAUCGAAAUAAAAAACAUUUCCUUGGUGUACCAGCACCACUCGGCUAUGUAGCCGGUGUUGGUCGUGGUGCCACAGGCUUCACAACUCGCUCUGACAUCGGUCCCGCUCGCGAUGCCAACGACGUCUCUGACGAUCGUCAUGCUCCCCCCGCAGCCAAACGCAAAAAAAAAGAAGAAGAAGAGGAAGACGACGAGGAUUUAAACGAUUCAAAUUAUGACGAAUUCAGUGGAUACAGUGGAUCACUGUUUUCCAAAGAUCCAUAUGACAAAGAUGACGAAGAAGCUGAUGCCAUCUAUGAAUCCAUAGACAAAAGAAUGGAUGAAAAAAGGAAGGAGUACAGAGAUCGUCGAAUGAAAGAGGACUUGGAAAAAUAUCGUCAAGAACGUCCAAAAAUACAACAACAAUUUUCUGAUUUAAAACGUAGUUUGGCCACUGUCACCGCUGAGGAAUGGUCAACUAUUCCCGAAGUUGGUGAUAGUCGCAAUAGGAAACAAAGAAAUCCUCGAGCGGAGAAGUUUACUCCGCUCCCGGAUAGUGUCAUUUCGAGAAAUCUGGGCGGAGAAGCCUCCUCCACAAUUGACCCUCGUUCGGGUUUGUCUUCGAUGGUUCCUGGUGUUGCUACACCGGGAAUGUUGACACCAACUGGUGACUUGGAUUUGAGAAAGAUUGGCCAAGCUAGGAACACCCUAAUGAAUGUCAAGCUUUCUCAAGUCUCUGAUUCAGUUGAGGGACAAACUGUCGUUGAUCCGAAAGGAUACUUGACAGAUUUGCAAAGUAUGAUUCCGACUUAUGGAGGUGAUAUUAAUGAUAUCAAAAAAGCUCGUUUGCUUUUAAAGAGUGUGAGAGAGACAAAUCCUAAUCAUCCUCCAGCUUGGAUUGCUUCAGCUCGUCUGGAGGAAGUCACUGGGAAGGUUCAAAUGGCUAGGAAUCUCAUAAUGAGAGGUUGUGAGAUUAAUCCUCAAAGUGAGGAUCUUUGGUUGGAGGCAGCACGUUUGCAACCACCAGAUACAGCUAAAGCAGUUAUAGCUCAAGCUGCUCGCCAUAUUCCCACUUCGGUGAGAAUAUGGAUUAAAGCCGCUGACUUAGAAACCGAAACCAAAGCCAAGCGACGAGUAUUCCGCAAAGCCCUCGAACAUAUUCCAAACUCCGUUCGUCUCUGGAAAGCCGCUGUCGAGUUAGAGAAUCCUGAUGAUGCUAGGAUUCUUCUCUCACGAGCGGUAGAAUGUUGCAAUACGAGUGUAGAACUUUGGUUGGCUUUGGCUCGAUUGGAGACUUAUGAAAAUGCUAGAAAGGUUCUUAAUAAAGCUAGGGAGAAUAUUCCUACGGAUAGACAGAUUUGGACUACAGCUGCAAAGUUGGAGGAGGCUAAUGGGAAUAUUCAUAUGGUUGAGAAGAUUAUUGAUAGAUCGCUGACUUCGUUGAGUGCUAAUGGAGUUGAGAUUAAUAGGGAGCAGUGGUUCCAGGAGGCAAUUGAAGCGGAGAAAUCGGGUGCGGUUCAUUGUUGUCAGGCGAUUACUAAGGCAGUGAUUGGAAUUGGUGUCGAGGAGGAGGAUAGGAAACAGACUUGGAUUGACGAUGCUGAAUUUUGUGCAAAGGAGAACGCUUUCGAGUGCGCCAGAGCAGUUUACGCCUAUGCCCUUCAGGUGUUUCCAUCUAAAAAGAGUAUCUGGCUGCGUGCCGCUUAUUUCGAGAAAAACCACGGAACUCGCGAGAGUUUGGAAGCUCUCCUUCAACGAGCAGUUGCCCAUUGUCCCAAAUCGGAGGUCCUUUGGUUGAUGGGAGCCAAGUCUAAAUGGUUGGCUGAUGAUGUUCCAGCUGCUCGUGGUAUUCUAUCGUUGGCUUUCCAGGCAAAUCCCAAUUCCGAGGAUAUCUGGUUGGCAGCCGUCAAACUAGAAAGUGAGAAUUCUGAAUACGAACGUGCUCGACGUCUCCUGGCCAAAGCUAGAGCAUCAGCACCAACUCCUCGAGUUAUGAUGAAAUCGGCGAGAUUAGAAUGGGCUCUAAAUCGCAUGGACGAUGCACUUCGUCUUCUUGACGAGGCUGUAAAAGUUUUCCCUGACUUUCCAAAAUUGUGGAUGAUGAAAGGACAAAUAGAAGAACAGGAAAAGCGAUUAGACGAAGCUGCCAACACUUAUACCCAAGGUAUAAAAAAAUGUCCUACUUCGAUUCCGUUGUGGAUUUUGUCGUCAUCAUUGGAAGAAUCUAAAGGAGCUUUGACUAAAGCUCGUUCGAUUUUGGAACGUGGACGUCUUAAGAAUCCAAAGACUUCGCAACUCUGGUUGGAAGCUAUUCGAGUGGAAUUACGGGCCGGGUUGAAAGAAAUCGCCUCGACCAUGAUGGCAAGAGCAUUACAAGAGUGUCCCACAGCUGGAGAACUUUGGGCUGAGGCUAUAUUCAUGGAAUCGAAGCCACAGAGGAAGACCAAGUCUGUGGAUGCUCUCAAAAAGUGUGAACAUGAUCCACAUGUUUUGUUGGCAGUUUCAAAACUAUUUUGGUCCGAACACAAAUUUUCAAAGUGCAGGGAUUGGUUUAAUCGAACGGUUAAAAUUGAUCCUGAUUUUGGAGAUGCAUGGGCUUAUUUCUACAAGUUCGAAUUGAUUCAUGGAAAUGAGGACCAACAAAAAGAAGUCCAAGAGCGUUGUGUAGCUGCUGAGCCAAAACACGGAGAGGCAUGGUGUGCCGUUAGCAAACACAUAAAGAACUGGUGUUUUAAGACUCCAGAGAUUCUGGCGGGAGUUGUCAAGCAAUUGGCAAUACCAACUUAAAAUGUAAUGAAAAUAAAACUUUGAAUUUACUUUA